Messenger RNA from Gaeumannomyces tritici R3-111a-1, 1529 nucleotides. RefSeq lists its product as hypothetical. Bases 432 to 647 code for a protein of 71 amino acids. Lineage: Eukaryota; Fungi; Ascomycota; Sordariomycetes; Magnaporthales; Magnaporthaceae. The record is from RefSeq and is a predicted model, not a curated record. The transcript has a single exon.
CAGCUCGCUCGAUGGCAUUCCAGCCCGCACGGAGCCUAUCGAGUCCGAACGAUGCUUGGGCCUGAUUGGAUCGCCCGCAACGCCCUGCGCACAAACCUCACGAUCCCGCAGGCGCACUGUUGCACACUGUCGGCGCCACGCGCGCUUUGACUCGCCACUACGGGUUUGUCGAGCAGUGCCGUGAGGGGGGCAGGCAUCCACGCACCACUGGGGCGUGCCUGAUCCUGGCGCUCGCUGCCUCCCACGUCUUUUUACCAGGACCCGAGUCGAGCACUCCAGCUGAAGAGCUUCGGCCGCCUGGCUGACUGGAGGCCUGGUGGACCGUCCCAAACGGUAGUAACAAACGGGUCCCACGUCUGCGGCUUUGUUUCCCUUUUCUGCCUUCUUCCCGUCGGGAGGGUCGACAAAGAAAAGGCCAACAAAAAACAAAAAUGCCAGCCUCGAUCGAGUCCGGCAAAUAUGCAGCCAGCCAGCCCAACCAGCCAGCCAUGAACAACACAGAUCGACCGAGGACCUGUGCUGCCGUGGUCGAGAUUUGGAGCAAUUUUACCACAACCCCCUCGUCCCGUCAAACGGCUCUUCCGUAUGGUCUGGGGGCGCCAUACCACCGUCUGGCCCUUGCUCGCAAACGGCCAUCAGAGGGCUAGCACGGGGUCCUAGCGCGUGGUUGACAUUACGAACAUCGGCGGAUUAUGACUGCAGGACUAGUGCUGCCUUGUGCUAGUCCUUAGUCGAGCUCCUUUAGGUGGGCUUUGGUGGGCUUCAUGAUAGGUCAUAUUAUGCUCGCCUGUCGUGCCCUCGUUGCUUUUUUCCAAUCGAGCGGCCCGAGGGCCCAUCCACCAACCCCUUCACGCCGCCUAAAUAAAAAGCGAUACACCAAAUGAUCAGAAUGUGGGGAACUUGCCCCAAGCACUUUCACAGCGAAAACACCGGUAGCAAAAAACAACUUCGAAAAAUACCCAAUACACAGCUAAAUAAAUAAAAUAAAAUAAUACAAACAAUGGCAGCAUUUAUUUACAUACUCAGUUAGGUUUCAUUCUUUCCUUUCGGCGAUCGAAUAAGUUGAGAAGGAAUGAAUGCGCUCGAUAAGGUCACUUUUUUGGUGUAUCGCUUUUUAUUUGGCGACGUGCCCUUGCUGAUCACCCGUGUUCGGAUGCAGAAGACAGGAGAGGAAUGUGCUGGCUGAUGUUGCGCUCGGACCGUUUCUAUACAUGUGAAAUACGCAAUCUUUUUGUCCAUUUCAUUACUGUGUACCCGGGCAUGACGAAUAACGGCCUCGAGAAGCGAGCGCAGUGGGAACGUUGGCGUAUUGCAGAUACGUGCAAAAGCAAGGUGAAGCAUUUUGGCGAGAACCCAUUGUGACAUGUUUUUUUGCUUGUUGUUUUGUCGUGUCUCGGCCCGAGCCCACGCUCGAUUGCACUCCAUCAGAGCAAAGCAGCAGCUCGCACGUCCCAUAACGGCCCGGCAGGCAAUGGGAGCGGCCAGGACGGGUAUUGUGUAUGCACAUUCCACAACAGACAACCAGUCGC